Didymodactylos carnosus is the source of this 408-nucleotide messenger RNA. The record is from the annotation of a GenBank genome assembly. Lineage: Eukaryota; Metazoa; Rotifera; Eurotatoria; Philodinida; Philodinidae.
AUGUCUGAAAUCAUUCGUCGAAUUAUCAAGUCACCCACUGCUCCACCAGCCGGAGGACCAUACAGUCAAGGUGUUCAAGUUGACAGAACACUUUAUGUAUCAGGAAAUAUUGGUGUUGAUCCCCAAACUGGUAAUUUCGCAGGUAGUAAUGUAACAGAUCAAGCAAGACAAGCUUUGAAAAACAUUGGUGAAAUAUUAAAAGCAGCUGGUUGCUCGUAUAAAAAUGUUGUGAAAACCACGGUUUUUCUUCAAGAUAUGAAUGAUUUUUCAGCAAUGAAUGAAGUGUAUCAAGAAGUAUUCUCUGAUCGUCAUCCAGCACGUUCAACAAUUCAGGUGGCUGCUCUACCAAAGAGUGCAAAAGUUGAGAUUGAAGUUGUAGCAAUUGUUGGUGAUAUCAAAGAGGAAUAA